Amblyraja radiata (thorny skate) is the source of this 4997-nucleotide messenger RNA. It is a transcript of the gene umodl1, whose product is annotated as uromodulin-like 1. The record is from RefSeq and is a predicted model, not a curated record. The transcript has 24 exons. Lineage: Eukaryota; Metazoa; Chordata; Chondrichthyes; Rajiformes; Rajidae. Bases 1 to 4560 code for a protein of 1519 amino acids. Gene Ontology annotation, molecular function: calcium ion binding; protein binding.
AUGGUUGUUACCAACUUCAUAAGGAAAUAUGCGGAGAAAUGCAUUUCCACCAAGACCAUCCUUGUGUUCCCUAACCAGAAGCCUUGGGUGAACCAGAAGGUUCAACAUCUACUAAGGACCAGAUUCCAGACAUUCAGGUCAGGCAAUACAGGAUCAAAUAGGAGGUCCAGGUAUGACCUUAAUAAGGUUAUCAGAAAAGCAAAGAAGCACUUUCAUUCCAAACUGGAGGAUGAGAAGGAUGUUCAGCAGUUGUGGCAGCGUUUUCACACCAAGUUCCAAGUCCAAGUUCACAUCACUUCCAAGUCGCAGCUAGUGCAUCAGUGUGGCAUCACUCCUGGACCAGCUCGAUCAGUGAUCGGAGCUCUGCAUUCAUUGAACUGCUCCAUCUAUCACCUCCAUACCCAACGAGAUGGAGAGAACAAAACUGUUUCAAAGCUUUUGCUUGGCACAAGACCACCAACGACACUGGGGACUAUAUCUACUGAGCUCCAGAAGGUUUUGAUAAACAUUGAUGAAAUUUGUCACUUGGAAACCAAAGACAUCAAUGAGUGUGAGCAUGAGGAGCUAAACUCCUGUUCGCUGAGAGCGACCUGCUCCAACACGGACGGGUCUCACAUGUGCAAAUGUCAGAAUGGCUUCACCGACAAAGAUCCUUCUAGACGAGGCAGAGACUGUCGAGAAGUGGCCACGGCGAUUGAGACCAUGUCAAGCGCCCCAGUGCCGAGCGUCAUGGAUCCAGAAAGAUCACCACCCAACACCCCAUCAACUGAAUCGCCCUUGUGUUCUCCUCUUCCAGUUACGAACGUGAUGAUUGUCAAUGUCACCAGCAUCAGUUUCCAGGUCUCUUGGACACGAGAUAUGAGCAAGGAUCAAACAGUCACAGUGCAGGUGCUGAAAGGGGAUAUCAUGGUGAAUGAAAUGAAGACUCAGGAGAUGAACUGGACAGUCAUGGGUUUGGAGCCCGCAGUCCUGUACACUGUGGAAGUCCAUUGGCAAUCUUGUGGAAACUACUUUACCAAAGAGCUAAAAGUAAAAACAGCUGCUCUCUUGUUGAACGGGCGGGUGAGGAUCCAGAACUACAAUUUCACGGAAACUCUCGGCAACACCAGCAGCGGCCAAUUUAGGCAAUUCCUGCAACUCUGGCAUCAAGAGAUUGAAAGAUCUCUUCCACCAACAAUUCACCGAUGGCACCAAAAUGGGAAAAUCCUUGUCCGCAUUAAAUCUCUCAGUGCCGGGAGCAUUUUGGUGGAUUUAGAACUUGUUUUCCACCCAGAAAUUGAGUUUGAUAUCUGGAAUGCAUCCUCUGCUUUGAUCUCCUCCCUUUACAACAGCUCUGUGUUUGAAUUCCACCACAACAGUACCUCAAUUUCAGAUGUUAAUGAAUGCACCUCUCCUAUUUACCAUGACUGUUCACCACACGCCAUGUGCAAAAACACUGAGGGCUCCUACACGUGUACCUGCAGUGAAAGUUACCGAGACGUAAACCCAGCCUGGCCUGGUCGAUUGUGUGAAGCUCCUUCUCCAGUUACUAACGUGACUGUCUCUGAGGUCACUGGCACCAGUUUCUUGGUGACUUGGACUACGGAGGUUGACUACAAGGAGGCCUUUAUUUUGCAAGUCUUGAAGAAUGAUAGUGUUGUGAACGAAACGGAGACCACGGAGACGGAAUGGAACGUGUCAGGAUUGCAGCCAGGGACCGAGUACACUUUGACCAUCGUCUGCAGAAUCUGUGGAGAAGACGGAGCUGCCCAAAAGAUGAGCGUGAAAACAGAUCCUACCCCAGUGAUAAACUUGACUGUCUCCAAUGUGACGACUGCCGGCUUCCACCUGACUUGGACAACGGACACGUUUGAAGAUCAGAUGUUUAAUGUGCAGGUGUUGAAGACCGACAGCAUUGUGAAGGAAGUGGAGACAAUGGAACUGGAAUGGACGGUGUUGGGUUUGGAGCCUGAGACCGAGUACACUGUCAGUGUGGUCUCCAGAGCCUGUGAAGAGGAGAGUGCGGCCACAGAAAUGAGUGUCAAGACAGCCACUCCAUCGCCAAUUAUAAACUUGACGGUUUUCAAUAUCACCACCAAGAGUUUUCACAUAACCUGGACAACAGACAACUACGAAGAGCAAACGUUUAAUGUCCAGUUGUUGAAGGAUGGCAGUGUUGUGAAGGAAACCGAAACCCUGGAACUGGCUUUGACUGUGUCAGGAUUGGAGUCAGGGACUGAAUACACUGUGAGUGUCGCCUCAAGAUCUUGUGAACAAGAGGGUGUUGCCACUGAGCUGAACAUAAAAACAGCAGAAACCACAAACAUCAGAGCCAAACGGUCUGCCAUGGACUUUGUCUCUACAUUGACUGUCUACUUGAAUAGACCAGGAUUCACGACGGAUUUUCCAUUUGCAGACGUGCCUUUAUGCUCUCCAUCCUCAGUCACCAACUUGGCUGUAUCCAGGAUUACCAGCGAAGGCUUUCAAUUAACUUGGACAAUAGAUACAAAUGAAGAGCAGACCUAUGUUGUGCAGGUGUGGAAGGAUAAUAUUGUUGUGAGUGAGACAGCGACUCAGGAGAUGGAGUGGAUCGUGUCAGGACUGGAACCGGGAACUGCAUACACUGUAACCAUGGUGUCCAGGGCGUGCCAGCAAGAGAGCACCGCUGUGGAUCUGAAUGUGAGAACAGCUCUUAGCCCAAUCAUGUCUGCGACAGGAAUAUCCAUAUCUGAUGCCCUAGAUUUGUUCUCGCCCAACUCUGCACAAGCAUUCACUUCAUCUUCCGUAGAAAUAUCCAUGGCUUGUGUUCCUCCACUGAUCCGAAGCCUCACAGCCUUUAAUGUCACGAGCAACAGUCUGAAGGUGAUUUGGGAAACUGACGAUGCGAUCAACCAAGAAUUUCUUGUGCAACUUUGGAAGGAUGAUCGUAUAGUGGCUGAUGCAAAGACCAAGGAGCAAAACUGGACCAUGUCAAACUUGGAGGCAGGAGUGUUGUACACCGUGAGAGUUGUCUCUUGGCUCUGUGGGACAGAGGGCAAAGCCAAACUCCAAGAAAUAAAAACAGCUGCACGUAUCAUGGAGGGGAGAGCAAGGAUAACAAACCUCAUGUUCAACGAAGGGCUGAGAGACAGAAGCAGUGAUCAGUUCAAGAACUUUACAGAUCAAUUCAUUGCACAGGUCUUUAAACAUUUACCCAAGUACACCGCCAACCUUUUAGCUUCGGGGAAAUUCAAGAUUUUGGUUAAAUCGCUCCGAGAAGGAAGUGUGAAGGUGGACUUUCAAGUGAUCUUUAACGAAGAGCUGGCGGCCAAUGUUUCCAAAAUUAUACGGGACAUUGUGACUUCUUUAGGGGAUGGCUCCGUUUUUACCUUUGAUCCUGACAGCACAGGCAUUUCAGAUUACAAUGAGUGUGCCUCGCUUGAAGACAAUGACUGCUCAUUCAACGCCAAGUGUAUCAACACAGAGGGCUCCUACACCUGUACUUGCUCCGACAGUUUUGUGGAUGCCAACCCUGUUCAACCUGGUAGAAACUGCAGAGAACCCACGGUGGCCAGCCUGAUCACAACUGCAGCAGUCUCUGAAUCAAUCCUCGUCAACUGUAAACUCCAUGAGAUCUCCGUCAUAAUGGAGCGAUCGUUUCUGGAGGCGAGGCACAUCCCAGCAUCUUCGCUCUACCUGGGGAGCUCGCACUGCAAUGGGAGCUUUGGAAACUCGACCCAUGUUGCCUUGAAGGUCGGGUGGACAGAGUGCGGAACUCAAAUUUCAAACAAUGACACACACACAGUGGUGAAAACAACACUACGGAGCGUUGCUUCAUCGAGCGCAGUCUCUGCUGAUGGGAACCUUGAGGUCCCUGUAAAUUGCACGUUUGACAACAGCCUCUUGCUCCCUGAUGGCUACACUCCAAAUGGGAGGAAUAGAAUGAGCCUGGAAGGAAUUGGAAACUACAUGGCCAGCAUUGAAACCUUCAACGGCAACCAAACACUAUUGGAAGACCCACUUCUGGACCCUGAAGAUGAAGUGUCCAUACAAGUAUCCAUCGAUACACUGGACCACAGAGUCAAGUUGAUUCUUAUGGAGUGCUGGGCAACACCAAGCAACAACACAACCAGGGACUCCUUGUACACUAUCAUCAAAACUGGAUGUCCAGUUCCUGGAUCAUCGAUAAAAAUGUCUGAAAACGGAAACUCCACAAGUGCAAAUUUUACGCUGAAAGUGUUUUCGUUCAUUAGCAUGCCUUUUGUCUAUAUACACUGCCAAACCCGAGUCUGUUUGGAAGUCAAUGGAUCGUCGUGCCAGCCGUCGUGCAGUGGCUCACAUUUGACCAAGACCGCUGAAGUCAUUGCAGAGAGGACUGUGUCACUUGGACCCCUGUAUCGUAAAUAUAGCAAUGAAGUUGAACUCGUGGUGGAGAUGGAUGAAAAUAUCUCGGCACUGAAGGCCGUGCUGGGCCUUGGUGUUCUCCUCUGCCUAACGCUCGUGGUGAUAUCUGCAGUAAUGAUGACCGUAUACACACGGUGGGGCCGCAGCUUCACUGCCCAGCCCACUGGGCCCAACUACCAGGCCUUCGACAACUACUGACAAUGCAGGAAGAGUAACCUGGAAUGUUGGUGAUGGCUGCCAUAACCAGGGACUGCUGUAGAUAACUCAAUCACUUUUGCAAUAAUCUGUCUCUUUCAAAGUGGUUGUGGCAAAAGGGCUUGGACCAUCCCUACCUCACUCCAUCACUAGUGCUUUAUCAGGUCCCUGUACUCCUGCAAUCCCAACUCUGACUUCAGCCCCAAUUUUGCUUUCCAUGCUUCAUGACUGAUAGUCAUUCCUUCACUUUUCCAAGUAGUUGAAGGUUCCUCGUCCACAUAGAAGAAUAGCAGGAGUAGGCUCUCUGGACCUUUGUAGUUGCUCUACCAUUCAAUACUAUCAUGGCCCAUCCUUUACCUCAGUAAACAUGUACAGCUCUUUCCUUUUUUUGCCUUGUUUUUAAAGCAUUUGACCUAGCUUUCUGAUUCCUGUCCUAAAUA